GAAAAGAGAAAUACAAGUACUGUACAUUUACCAUUUCCCGCUAGAGGGUCGGAGGUCCACCCCCCAUACUCUUUAAUGAGGGAAAACUGGUAUAAAGAAGGACCGGGCAACCUGGAACCAAGAAACAUGCAGUACACAUGCUCCCAUUUUUAAAAAGUGCCUGCAGUACAGUUUAGACUCUGAACCACUAUAACAUGCUCACUGGGGGUCACAUCAUUAAAUACCCAUUAUGUCAUUCAUCUUGUGUUUCAUAACUGUCAUGGAUGUUCUUUGUAGUUUUUAUGAUGUUCUUAAAUAUCUCCCUUGAAUUUGUGUAUUGAAGGGACAAACGUGACAACAACAACAAGGAGACAAAAUGUUGUUAUUUAAUGAAUAAUAAUUUGUCAUUGUGAUGGACAGAUUACCAAAAGGAGCAACUCGGAGAAACCUUUGGAUCACUAACUCACACCGUGCAGACUCCUGGGAUCCUCAGACAGAUUUCGUCUACUUCUGCUCCAAACACUUCACCCCAGACAGCUUUGAACUGACUGGAUGCAGUGGGAUCAGAAGACUAAAGGAAGAUGCAUUUCCUACAGUAUUUGAUUCCUCUUCAACAACCAAAUGCAAAAGACCAGGAAGACUGCAGACACAAGAAGACAUUCCUGUCAGGAAGAAUCCCCGCUCAGGCGACCAGGAUAACGCUCAGCAGGGGACAGACAGGUAUCGAACUUCAGAAGAACCCACAAUUCAGAAAUCAGUUGCAGCAGUUGAGGAGAGUAAUUUAAACAUACCUGCAUCUUCUCAAAAGCCGUCAGGUAUGGAGCACUUCUCACAGCAAGACUGUAGUCCAACCCCAGCACCAGGGUCUUGUCCCCUCUCCCCAUCACGUUACAUGAGGCGUUUGCCCCCUCCUCCUGCCUUUUACCUGCCGAAGGAGCACAGCUAUGCUCAGCUCUGCCCCUUGCUGUGGAGGAGACGUUACGACCAAGCUAUUGACUGCUUGGAGAAGGCUUUACGGCAAUUGCAUGCCACUAGGCGGAGGGAGAACCGCCUGCGCAGCACUGUGCUGAGGCUCCAUGAUAAACGGCUGAAGCACACAUUACUUGUGUCACAAGAUGGUUGUGAAAACAGAGGGAGCUGGACACAAUUGGGGGAGAGGAGACGAGGCAAAGGUGGCUCUAACCAGGAGGAGAGUGAGAUUGAUGCUAAAUCUGAAGACAUAGGGUUGUGUGAGGACAGAUAUGUGGAUCAGACAGAAUUGGGGAAUCAUUUUCUUCGAGCAACUAACAGCUGGUCUGAGGAGGAGAAGGGUUACUGCUUUUCCUGUGGAAGAGGCCAGGCGCAGGUUGGUGAUCAGGUAGCAGGCAGAGUUUCAAAGACUGGGAAAGAUGUCCAGCCCACAGUGCACAAGGACUUUCUGCAGAUUCAGAGAUGUAUUGAAACCAGUACUUGUGGCACAGUUGAAAAUGCCAAGGACAUACAAAUAGUCAGGCUGGAAAGGCCUCCUGGGAAAAGUGUAGAAACCAGUGACCCAAAUUCCCAAAUCCUGCUCCAAACUCAAGGUCAUUCACAUGUGAUCCCUGUGCCUGAUGCUCAUGAGCAAAGUUUGCAGUGUUUAGACUCUCAGCAGCUGCUCUCUGAUAGGUGUGAGGGGCAACAUGAAGCUUUGGUUCAGGAUCAUCACCUGGAUCUGCAGCAGCUGUUGUGGAUACAGGACAGUUUGGAGGGACAGGUCAUUCUGGUGCCUGUCCCUGCUGAAGAUGGACUACAAAGGCUUUUGAAGAUGGAGGGAGUUGCUGAUGAAGCACAAACCAUACUUGUGUCAGAACUGGAUCUUAAAGGAGACUUGGGACACAUGACGGAGAACAGCGGAGAUCUGUCCAGAGUUCAAACAGCCUGUGAUGAUGAACACAGUGACCAGCAUUCCAUUAUCAACACUACACUGGUGGAAAUGGGAGAAGAUGUGAGGGAGAAACUUAAAGAACACCUGGAGGGAUUUCACCUUCAGCUGAGCACCGAGUUUAUAAACUAAGAUGUGAUUUUGUUACCUCAAUGAUUCUUGGAUGAAUAUGCUUUGUAUUGUGCUGUAUAGUAUGGUGCUUGGCCUCUGGAAUAUAUGACACCAGACAUGGUGUUGUUGUAGAGCAACAAACAUUGAAGUUAGGCAGUUAAGUUACAAUCUUGAAGAUCUCUGUUUCAAUCUCUUUGGCAAUUGCAGGUGUGUUUUGAGAUCUCACUUCCCAGAGUGCACCGCUUGUGAUUUUGUCCAAAGUUGCCACCGACACCCAGUUCAUCUUACUGCAAAUGCAAGGGCUUUUAUCAGUAGGCCACAGGGACUUAAGACACAAUUAUGAAAUGAAAAUCUUUGAGAUUAUUACUUUCAGACAUAUUCAGUGCUUAGUCACUUCAGAGAAGUGCUUUUAUGUGCUGUGCCAAACCAGCAGUGAACAUAUCUAUUAACAAGUGUGUAUAUCAAUGCCUGAUUCAUCUAUGUACCAUGGAGCUCCAUUGUUGUGCAAAAACUAUUAAAAACACAUCAAUGAGCCUCACUGUUGCAUUGGGUGACAAAAUGAAACUAUGUAUUUGUAAAUUGUAAAUAUGUAUUUAUUCAGUAGGAGCCAAUGGGGUAGGAGUUGAAACAGACCAGGUGGAGAAGUUAGAAAGUAAACUUUCAAACACAUUCAAUUAAAUUAAUUUGUAUAACCCAAUAUCACAAUUCUUCCUCAGAGGGCUUUACAGUAUGUACAACAUGCGGAGGAUCCUCUAUCAGGAUGGACAGAAGUG
Molecule: messenger RNA, 2763 nt
Organism: Anarrhichthys ocellatus (wolf-eel)
Lineage: Eukaryota; Metazoa; Chordata; Actinopteri; Perciformes; Anarhichadidae
Gene: thap7
Product: THAP domain containing 7
Exons: 3
Coding region: 392-2011 (539 amino acids)
Biological process (GO): regulation of DNA-templated transcription
Cellular component (GO): nucleus
Source: RefSeq, a predicted model, not a curated record